AUGUCCCCCCCUGGCUCGGCCGCGGGAGAGAGCGCCGGCGGCGGCGGCGGCGGUGGCGGCUCGGGGGUCCUGGAGGAGCCCAUGGCAGCGGCGGACGAGGGCCCCGCCCGAGAGGAGCAGCGUCCCAUCCAGCCCUCUUUCACAAAGUCCCUCUGCCGUGAGUCCCACUGGAAGUGCCUCCUGCUCUCGCUGCUCAUGUACGGCUGCCUGGGGGCAGUGGCCUGGUGCCAUGUCACCACAGUGACCCGCCUCACCUUCAGCAGCGCCUACCAGGGCAACAGCCUCAUGUACCAUGACAGCCCCUGCUCCAAUGGCUAUGUCUACAUCCCCCUGGCCUUCCUGCUCAUGUUGUACGCCGUCUACCUGGUGGAGUGUUGGCACUGCCAAGCCCGCCAUGAGCUGCAGCACCGUGUUGAUGUGAGCAGCGUGCGGGAGCGUGUGGGCCGCAUGCAGCAGGCCACACCCUGCAUCUGGUGGAAGGCCAUCAGCUAUCACUAUGUCCGCCGAACCCGUCAGGUCACCAGAUACCGCAACGGAGAUGCCUACACUACUACCCAGGUCUACCACGAGCGUGUCAACACGCAUGUAGCAGAGGCCGAGUUCGACUAUGCGCGCUGUGGCGUCCGAGACGUGUCCAAGGCGCUGGUGGGGCUGGAGGGCGCGCCCGCCACGAGGCUGCGCUUCACCAAGUGCUUCAGCUUUGCCAGCGUGGAGGCUGAGAACGCAUACCUGUGCCAGCGCGCGCGCUUCUUUGCGGAGAACGAGGGCCUGGACGACUAUAUGGAGGCGCGCGAGGGCAUGCACCUCAAGAACGUGGACUUUCGAGAGUUCAUGGUGGCCUUCCCGGACCCAACCAGGCCGCCCUGGUAUGCCUGCUCGUCGGCCUUCUGGGCUGCGGCGCUACUCACGCUGUCGUGGCCCCUUCGCGUGCUGGCUGAGUACCGCACAGCCUACGCGCACUACCACGUGGAGAAGCUCUUCGGUCUGGAGGGCCCGGGCUCGGCUAGCAGCGUGGGCGGCGGCCUCAGCCCCAGCGACGAGCUCCUGCCCCCGCUUACCCACCGCCUGCCGCGCGUCAACACGGUGGACAGCACGGAGUUGGAAUGGCACAUUCGCUCCAACCAGCAGCUAGUGCCCAGCUACUCGGAGGCGGUGCUAAUGGACCUGGCGGGGCUGGGCGCGCGCUGCAGCGGGGCGGCGGGCGGUGGCUUCGCGCCCACCUGCCGCUACGGCGGGGUAGGCGGCCCGGGCGCGGCGGGAGUGGCCCCAUACCGGCGCAGCUGCGAGCACUGCCAGCGCGCGGUCAGCAGCUCGUCCAUCUUCUCACGCAGCGCGCUGAGCAUAUGCGCCAGCCCGCGGGCCGGCCCUGGGCCCGGCGGAGGMGCGGGCUGCGGGGGCAGUCGCUUCUCGCUCGGCCGUCUCUACGGUUCCCGACGCAGCUGUCUGUGGCGCAGCCGGAGCGGGAGCGUCAACGAAGCKAGCUGCCCCACGGAGCAGACGCGGCUGUCGAGCCAGGCCAGCAUGGGGGACGACGAAGACGACGACGAGGAGGAGGCCGGCCCGCCGCCGCCCUAUCACGACGCCCUCUACUUUCCAGUCCUCAUCGUCCACAGGCAGGAGGGGUGUCUGGGCCACAGCCAUCGGCCGCUGCACCGCCACGGCUCCUGCGUGGAGACCUCACUGUGACCUCCGGCCCUGGAGAGGCCCACAAUGUCCUCCCUCCUGCCCCUUGCCGCCUGGGCUCCCUGCGUGUAGCAGGGGGAGACACGAUGACUGAGGCUGGGCGGGUUACAGCGGGAAGCCGGUAAGGGGAGAGCGCCCAGACGGUCCCAGGUGGGACUGAGACCCCUGUCUUCCCUGUACAAAGAGACAGAAGGGUGGGAGGGGAUCAGCACCUCUCCUAAAAUCCCACCCACCUGGGCAGAGUCGCUCUUCCAGCCCCACUCAAGUUCCUAAGGAGAUGCCUCCUCCUCCUACACGCACAUUCGAGAUUUCCCGUCCAGCCUGUCAACGGGUCUCCUGACUGUUAUUUGGCAACUGUGCUGUUGGGCCUCCUCUCAAGGGAGCAGCUCGGGCAGUGCAGCUGGGAGGUGUAGAGGCUGCGGGGAAGGGCAGUUGGGGCUUUCCUUCUUCCGUUUCAUGGCCCCACUGAGGCCUCUAUUGAGGGGGCGGUGGUUUGGUGAACCCGAGGGCUGGCUUCCAACCAGCUAAUGAAUUCAGCGGGUCUGAGGCCAGGGCCAGGUGGCAGCCCCAAUACUCCAUCUCCACGUCGUGGAAAUGUUGCUGUCCUUUUCUUGGCGCUGGCCCCAAAGCUUGGGGUUUCCUUUCUGCCACUCCCUCCGCUGUUGUUUAUCUCACUGAGCCCCAGGAGCCAGAUCCUGGAGGGACUGUGCUCACCACACCUACGUCACUCAUCCCUGGCUCUGAAGAGCUGUUGCCAGGGUGCAGGGGGGAGGGGAGAGAGCCAUAGAGGGCAGAACGCCUCAGUCCUCUCUGGAAACUCCGGCAGCUUCCCAGCAGCAACCUCCUCACCUGGGUUCUGGGCGGGUGCUCCCUUUAGAGAGACUCAGGUGCCACCCUGGCAAUACUCAUUAGAGCUGGCCAGGGUGAGUGACUAAGUGGAGAGACCACGAGAUACUUGUGUGUCAAGCAGAAGAAUUAAAGAGCAGAGGGCAGCAGAGGGUACAGUGAAAGGACCUCUAAAGAUAGGGGUGCCUGGGUGGCAGCCCUUUCCUCCCCCAGAACCAUGUGGAGGAGUGGAAUGUGCUUGCCCCUUUUACACGCCUCUCUGGGGCUGAGGAUGGUGUCAUAAGUCCCAGCUGGAGAAAUACUCAAUUCCAGUGGCAGGGUCAGAGGCAGGAAUUCUCCGAAUCUUGCCUGACCACUCCAUCUUCUUCUAUCCCACAAGCUGAAGCCCUGCUGUGUGUUCCAGGGUCUUCAGAAGGGCAUCCUGCCACUGCCCUAAGGCGCUGGCCUCCUGUCCUGUUUCCCUAAAGCUCUGACACCAACUUCUCUCCCCCGUGCUCUUCCACUCCAGUGUGUGUCAGUGUGCAUGUCUUGUACAACCCAUGCCCUCCCAACUAAGGUUUUCCCAGCAGAUUUAGCGUCCCAGGGUUGAGCUCACUUUUCAGCCUAGACGGGAUUCCCUGGGGCCACCCAGGCACGGCCCACCCCUGCUGCUUCUUGCUUUGCCUCAGCCAUCAGAUCUCCACCUCCAGCCUCUCCCAUAUUCCUCCAGCCCAGCCAGGCCUGCCCUAUAGAGGGGUGUGGCCUCCACCUAUGCAACAUCACCCUGGCUCCCCUUCCCUCCUUCCCAGGAGGAAAUGGGGGUGGAGGGAAUGGACAAAUUGUGGAGACGCCAUAGCCCAUGGCUCAUUAAGGAGUUGAACUUUCCAAUUACAUCAUAGAUAGCUGAGUGAGGAGGGAGAGGACGUCAGAGAGGGAGAGGUUUGGGCAGAAGGGAACAGCUGCCCACUGAGUUUUCCUGGGCAUCAGUGUUCACCUGCCUGCCAGUAUGAAACCUGCCUGGACCCUGAGUCUGUGCUUCUCAGGGAUCUGGAAGCAGGAACACCCUCUUUUCCUCUGAAUGGACAUCUGUGAGGUACAGGUGGUGAGUUGUGGCCUCAGGCCCCAGUUCUUGGCCUGGCACAUGGAUGUCCUGUCCCCAUAUGGGGUCAUUUUGGCCACCUUGUGGCUCCAAGGCUGGAGAUACUUGGCUCCUCCCUCAGGCCCAGUCCUGAGACCACAGCCUGGCCUCAGAAGAUGGGAAGAGGAGCCCUGUUAUACUUUUCCCCUGAAUGGACCAUUUCUGCCUAGGUCUUCUCACACAGACUCAGCUCCCACACACGCACAGACUUAGAGAGAAACCAAUUCUUUGGUCUAUUUUCUUGGUGACUUUAUUGAUUGCCAGGGAAAACGAAAACCAGAAAAUUAAUUAAUCUCUAAAAUUAAACUUUACACUGAAUGUUCUUGUUUCUCUAAUUAGAACCUCUGCUAGCAGCUGUGGCUACACACACACCUACCCUCACACCUACACGUUUGCACUCCGGAACUGUCAGAGGGUGUCAGGCAUGGAAGGACUUUAGGUGGCCCAGACAGGUACAUGCUGCAGUCACUCCCAAGCCCCCUUUGGUGCUCUGCUCAGCGCCUGUUUGUUAGAAGGCAGGCACUCCUGGAUUGUGGUUGUAGCCCAUGGCCCGCCCUAUGGGGACAUGGAUUUGGAGGCUCUGGGCCACUCAGCCCAAAGAGAAUGGAGGAUGAAGCUCAGCCUGAAUCCAUCAGUCAGGUCCUCUUGUGGCCCCAUGGGCUGAUGUGAUUCCUUUGGGUUUGGUCCCAGGUUGGGCAGCCACAGAGUGCUGGGGAUUCAUGGAGAGCACCUGGAAGGCUCCAUGGUCCUGGGGACAAGGGCUUGUGGGGUGGGCUGGGCCUGGCUGGGGAGAAGACAGGUCUCUGUCAAUUGGGUGCA
This is a messenger RNA of Urocitellus parryii (Arctic ground squirrel), 4465 nucleotides long. It is a transcript of the gene Tmem151b, whose product is annotated as transmembrane protein 151B. The record is from RefSeq and is a predicted model, not a curated record. NCBI's taxonomy places the organism in Eukaryota, Metazoa, Chordata, Mammalia, Rodentia, Sciuridae.